CUUCAACCCCGUUUCGCCGCCCCUAGCCCAAAUCCCCCACCUACUCGCCGCCGGCGCCGUCUCAGCCUCAUCCUUCUCCGCUAGCCAUGGCCGCCGCGGGUCCCGGGCUCUACUCCGAGAUCGGGAAGAAGGCCAGAGAUCUCCUAUAUAAGGACUACCACACGGACCAGAAGUUCACGCUCACCACCUACGCCGCCAACGGAGCUGCCAUUACUGCUGCAAGCACGAGGAAAGAUGAAGCUAUCUUUAAUGAAAUCCAGAGCCAGCUGAAGCACAACAAUGUGACUGUGGAUGUGAAAGCAACUUCAGAAUCAAAUGUGAUAACUACAAUCACAGUUCAUGAGCUGGGCACACCAGGCUUGAAGGCAAUUUUAUGUGUUCCUUUCCCGUACCAGAAAUCUGCAAAGGCUGAACUCCAGUAUUUGCACCACCAUGCUGGUGUUGCUGCAAGUGUUGGCCUAAAUGCAAACCCUGUUGUUAACCUUUCUGGUGUAUUCGGAACUAAAGCUAUUGCUGUUGGCGCUGAUGCUGCAUUUGAUACUUCUUCUGGGGACUUAACCAAAUACAAUGCUGGACUGAGCUACACGACGCCUGACUUUGUUGCUGCAGCGACUUUGAACAACAAAGGAGACAACAUUGCCGCUUCCUACUACCACUCGGUGAGUCCAACCACAGCCGUCGGAGGAGAACUGAGCCACAGCUUCUCGACCAACGGGAACACCAUCACCUUUGGGACGCAGCAUGCCCUGGACCCUCUGACCACUGUGAAGGCACGCUUCAACAACUACGGCAUGGCAAGUGCACUGAUCCAACACGAGUGGAGGCCCAAGUCACUGGUCACCAUCUCCACGGAGGUGGACACCAAGGCCAUCGAGAAGAGCUCUAAGGUUGGGCUCUCCCUGGUCCUCAAGCCCUGAGGUCACCAGCUUCUGCUUUUGGGAUGUUAGGUUUAUUUUUAUUUUUAUCAGCAGCUGAAGUCCAGUAAACAAGCUUGGACUAAACUUGUCAACUUUGGUGCCCAUCCCAUAAACUCAAUUCGUUGUCUGUUACCAUAUCCUAAACUACCUGAGAGGUUUAUGUUA
This is a messenger RNA of Zea mays, 1082 nucleotides long. Its product is annotated as voltage-dependent anion channel protein 2. Gene Ontology annotation, biological process: monoatomic anion transmembrane transport. Lineage: Eukaryota; Viridiplantae; Streptophyta; Magnoliopsida; Poales; Poaceae. Gene Ontology annotation, molecular function: voltage-gated monoatomic anion channel activity. The record is from RefSeq and is marked provisional. Gene Ontology annotation, cellular component: mitochondrial outer membrane.